CCACGUGCUGAGGCAGCAUUUUGGAGGCAAAGGUGCCAUGACAUCAGCUCUUGGAAAUUCCGAGUGUUUGAUUUGAUAUCUGACUGACAGGGCUGGCCACUGGCCCUAUAAAAGCAAGAGCUGAACCAGUACCUCACACCAGGCACAGGAGGAACCUGCUCUGGUCCUGCCUCUGCCCCUGCAGCUCACCUCUGUCCAGGAUGAAGGUCUCCACCCUUUGCCUCUCCAUCAUCCUCGUCGCUGCCCUCCUGUCUCAGGUGUCUCCUGCUCCAUUGGGGUCUGACACCACUAUCUGCUGCUUUGGCUACACCCCACGGAAGCUGCCCCAGAAUCAUGUGAAGGAAUAUUUCUACACCAGCAGCAAGUGCCCUCAGCCAGCAGUUGUGUUCAUCACCCAGAAGAACCGAGAAGUCUGUGCCAACCCUGGUGCCAGGUGGGUGAAGGAAUACGUGGACAGCCUGGAGCUGCACUGAGCCCUGGGAGCUCACAAUUCCUGCCAGUCCACCUGGCAGAGCUUGGAACACACUUAGAAAUGCUGCUGCUGAGCACCAGCACCUGCUGAGCCACCUUGGAACCCCUGAAGUUCCUUUUGCCUUGCAAAGGGGUCAUUUAUCCACGAGGAUUCAGCCCCCCUUGAACAGCUGUGCUGCUGGGGACCUCCUGCCCUUGCAGACCCAUCUUGGUGUCCCCUGCUGGGUGACCUGUGGCUAAACUGAGCCCCCCUUGUGCCUCCACUGCUAGAAUGAGAGGGGAAUUUCACCCCCAGAGCUCUUUGUGGGUAGUGGUCUGUUGGAAUUAGGUCUGAGAGCUGUCAGCUAAACCCAGGCUGAGUUCUAAAGCCGGGUGAGUUUUGUCAUGGCUCAGUAGAUGCUGUGGGUAAGAUCUGUCUCCCUGGGGGAGGAAGUGGUACCCUGGUUACUUACAGGAUGCUUGUUGUGGAACCACAAUGUUCAGCCUUGUUCUCAAACCUCUGUCUCUUGCCAAUGCCAAAGAAUAAAGUUGUUUUCUC
Molecule: messenger RNA, 1009 nt
Organism: Chiroxiphia lanceolata (lance-tailed manakin)
Lineage: Eukaryota; Metazoa; Chordata; Aves; Passeriformes; Pipridae
Product: C-C motif chemokine 5-like
Exons: 4
Coding region: 201-473 (90 amino acids)
Biological process (GO): immune response; cellular response to tumor necrosis factor; positive regulation of ERK1 and ERK2 cascade
Cellular component (GO): extracellular region
Molecular function (GO): chemokine activity; CCR chemokine receptor binding
Source: RefSeq, a predicted model, not a curated record